Molecule: messenger RNA, 1464 nt
Organism: Capsaspora owczarzaki ATCC 30864
Lineage: Eukaryota; Filasterea; Ministeriida; Capsasporidae
Product: protein serine/threonine kinase
Exons: 5
Coding region: 15-1394 (459 amino acids)
Biological process (GO): protein phosphorylation; positive regulation of transcription by RNA polymerase II
Cellular component (GO): transcription factor TFIIK complex; transcription factor TFIIH holo complex; nucleus
Molecular function (GO): RNA polymerase II CTD heptapeptide repeat kinase activity; ATP binding; cyclin-dependent protein serine/threonine kinase activity
Source: RefSeq, a predicted model, not a curated record
AGUCUUUCCAGCGCAUGUCGACUGAGACGUUGUCGUCCGCCGAGUCAUCGUCGUCGUCGUCGUCGUCGUCGUCGUCCGCACCCGUGCUGGCCACCGCCGCUGCUGCACGGCGCCACGAUGCACUCGCCUGGCACCUCCGCCAUUACAUCAGCGCCGCUCCAGCAGUGAGCGUGUCGCCCGAGGGAGCUGAUGCACAGGCUGCUGCGGAUGCUGCUGCUGCUGCUGCUGCUGCUGCAGAUGCCACUCCCAGCGCGACUUCAACCGCAGCCGCCACGGCGACGACGACCGCCGCAGGAGCAACAGUCCUGGCACUGCCUGCGACCGCCGAGACCGGUCCGUCGAAGCGCGUCGGAGCGCUGCUGGCGACCAAUCGCUCAGACGUGUACGAGCGGCUCGACUUCUUGGGCGAGGGUCAGUUUGCCACAGUGUACCGCGCACGGAACAAGUCGACAGGCGAGAUUGUCGCCAUCAAGAAGAUCAAUCUGGGCAAGAUGGAAGACGCGCAGAACGGGCUCAACCGGACGGCCCUGCGCGAAAUCAAGCUGUUGCAAGAGCUGCACCACACGAACGUCAUUGGCCUCGUGGACGUCUUUGGCCAUGCUCGGUCCAACAAUAUUAGUAUUGUGUUUGAGUUUAUGGAUGCCGAUCUCGAGAAAAUCAUCCGGGAUCCAAGAAAUGUCUUCCAGCCGGGCGACUACAAGAGCUUCAUGCUGAUGACAUUGCAAGGCAUCGAGUAUAUGCACGACCGCUGGAUUUUGCAUCGGGAUCUCAAACCGAAUAACUUGCUGAUAUCCGGUGCCGGCGUCGUUAAGCUGGCGGAUUUUGGUCUUGCUCGCGAUUACGGCAGCCCUGAUAAGAUCUACACAAACCAAGUUGUCACAUUAUGGUAUCGUGCGCCCGAGCUCCUCUAUGGUGCUCGCUGCUAUGGAACCGGCAUUGAUAUUUGGGCGACCGGCUGCAUUUUCGCAGAGUUGCUUCUUCGCAAAGCACUGCUUCCCGGCAACAAUGAAAUGUCUCAGCUCACUCAAAUUUGCUCGCUAUUCGGCGCGCCCACAGAGAAAACGUGGCCUGGUGUCACUUCACUUCCAACUUAUGUCUCCGUCAAGGAUUAUCAGCCAACGCCGCUGCGUCAACUGUUCACAGCAGCAUCGCCAGAUUGCGUGGAUCUCAUCGGCAAAAUGCUCACAAUGAAUCCUUCGGGUCGCUGUACUGCCACCGAGGCCCUCCAGCAUGCGUACUUUAGCAACGAUCCACCACCCACAGCACCAGCCCAGCUGCCACGUUACGUGCUUUCUGCCAAGGAAGAACGCGAUCAAGCCAAGCGUCGUUUCGAAGAAGCUGAAGGGCUACCGUCCGGAAUGCGUCCAUUGAAGGUUGCUCGCCUUGAAUUUUGAACAGCAAACGAAAAGAGAAAAAAAAAUAACCACAUUCUUGCAACAAUAGAAAUACAACAUCACGCAGAGC